CGUUUCUCCGUUACAGCCGCCGAGUGUUUAAGCUCACCUGUUUGUGCAUCGCAUGUUCCCGCCUGAAACGACUGAUGAGUCUGACUCGGUAGAAAACGGCUCGUUUGCGCCGCCAAACCGCUCCAUCUGUGCUAAGCCUCAUUAGCUUGCCUAGCAAAAGUGAGACAUGGCUGAAAUAGUCGACGUCACCUUCCAGGUGCAGAAGGACGCCAGCACCGCGACCCCCGCUCCUCCGACCCCCCUGAGCAGCGAGGACUACCUGUUCGUGGAGGCCAGGCACCCCAGCACUGUCCUGCAGGGCCUCAACAGCCUGCGGCUCAACAACGCCUUCUGUGAUGUGACUCUGUGCUGUGGAGGACAGGAGUUCCCCUGUCACCGCAUCGUGCUGGCCUCUUUCAGCUCUUACUUCCAGGCAAUGUUCUCCACUGACCUGAUAGAGUCCAAACAAGAGCGGGUUGCCAUCAAUGGAGUUGAGCCUCAGAUGAUUGGCAUGCUGGUGAGCUACGCCUACACAUCAGAGGUCUACAUCUCUAAAGCAAAUGUGCAGGCUCUGCUGGCAGCAGCCAACCUGCUGGACGUGAUGGCCGUCAGAGAGGCCUGUUGUCGCUUCAUGGAGCGUCAGAUGGACGAGAUGAACUGUGUGGGGAUUCACUGCUUCGCUGAGGCCCAUUCCUGUAAGGUGCUGGAGAAACGCAGCAUGGACUACAUCCUUGAGCACUUCACCAGUGUCUGUCAGCAGGAGGAGUUCCUGUCUCUGUGUGUGGACAAACUGACAGAAAUCCUCGCCAGUGACCAUCUCAAUGUGUCCAAAGAGGAGAUGGUGUUUGAGGCCUCCAUGUUGUGGUUGAAUAAAUGCCCCUCGCGCAAACAGAGCUUUGAAAAGGUCCUCGAGCACAUCCGCCUGCCUCUCAUCAGCCCCUACUACCUCCACGAUGUGAUCGAGGCUCUGGACGUGGUGAAGGAGAACCAGGCUUGCCAGAGGCUCAUCUCCGAGGCCAAGGACUACCUGCUGCUGAAGGACCGCCGCGGAGAGCUCUACUGCCCCAGAGCAAGGCCUCGCCGGUCCACUGGGACAGCUGAAGUGAUAGUGACAGUUGGCGGGGAGGACGACAAGGUGGUGCUGCGCAGCGUCGAGAGCUUCGAUCCUGUGACGAAUCAGUGGAAGAACCUGGCCUGCCUGCCCUUCGCCGUGAGCAAACACGGGCUGGUCGUGUCGGACUCGACUCUGUAUUUGGCGGGAGGGGAGUUUCCUGACGGUUCAGCCAGCAGGGAGAUGUGGCGCUACGACCCCUGCUUUGACUCCUGGAUGGAGAUGGCCCCCAUGAAUGUAGCUCGAUCGGAGUUAGGCCUGGUGAUGCUGGAUGGCUUCGUGUAUGCAGUGGGAGGGUGGGAGGGACGGUCUCGCCUGGACUCUGUGGAGUGCUACAACCCCCACACCAACUCCUGGCAGUUCACAGAGUCUGUCAAGAUGGCCGUCACGAGUCCUGCUGUGGUGGCCCUGGACGGACUGCUCUACGUUACUGGCGGCGCAGUUCUAGAGGACGGUGACGGCACGGACCUUGCCCAGGUGUACAACCCUAAAACCGCAGUAUGGACUGAGGUUGCCCCGAUGCAGAUCGCUCGCUCUGGUUCAGCAGCCUGCACGCUGAAAGGAAGGAUCUAUGUUAUAGGCGGAUGGCACGCAUCGACAGAGAACACGGAUAAGGUAGAGUGCUACAAUCCCAAGACCAACCAGUGGACUAUGUGCGCUCCCAUGAAAGAACGACGCUACCGGCCCGGUGCUGCUGUGGUGGAUGGAAAGAUCUACGUCCUGGGAGGAGAAGAAGGCUGGGACAGAUAUCAUGACACUAUCGAGAGGUACUGUGACGAGACGGACACGUGGGAGAUAGUUGGCGAGAUGCCCACCAGUCGCAGCUGGCUCAGCUGUGUGUCUCUACAGCUGAGGAAGGACAUCCACAUGAGCAGCUGUCCCGGGACGCCAAAUGACAACUGAAGCAGGACAUCAUGGAGGAACCAUUCCUGGUUAUCAUUUGCAUCCUGUCCAGGGACAACGCACUACAAAGCUCAGAGCUGCGGAGACCAGCAAACUGAGAAGUGUUGCCUGGGUUUGGCACAGCUCUGUUUGAGCUGUUACUGGUGGCGAAAAGUAGGGGGUUUUUUGUUUUGUUUUCUUUUUAUUCUUUUAAAAUCAUGGAACCAGUCUCACUCACUUGGAUCCCUCCUUUGGCGCGGCAUUAAAGGAAAUGUCGAGACAGGUGAUCUGAAGUAACUGUGAUGGACAACUCAGUCAGCAGUAUGAACUCGCUCUCUGUAUGAUGUGAACAUGUUAAGGGUGUUGUUUUUAUGUCGGAGCACCUCAAAUCUGUGAAGAUUACUCCAGCCAACAUAGUGUAUUUUUGUAUCAUUAUUAUGUGAUGUAUUUAUUGGGGCGUGGCUAGCUGUGAGAAUGACAUUUUUAAAAACUGAAAGUAAACAUUUCGAUCUAUCAAAAGAUGCUCUGUGAGCCAAAGAAUCGAAUUGUGAAUAUUUUCAAAGGUUACCUGUGAAAAAGAUGUCUAUAUGUGAGCAGUGUUUUUGUAAUUAAACUUUGUAAGUUUUGAAUGAUUGUCUCUACUACAUGUAACAUGUUGAGUAUAUUUUUGUAAUGUAGUGUGCGUCAUGCAUUUUAGUGAAUUUAAAUUGCUGGGUUCUAAUAAAGAUGUUUAAUUCUUUUCUGUGAA
This is a messenger RNA of Lates calcarifer (barramundi perch), 2720 nucleotides long. Its product is annotated as kelch-like protein 20. NCBI's taxonomy places the organism in Eukaryota, Metazoa, Chordata, Actinopteri, Centropomidae. The transcript has 12 exons. Gene Ontology annotation, molecular function: protein binding. The coding region runs from base 167 to 1993 and encodes 608 amino acids. The record is from RefSeq and is a predicted model, not a curated record.